AUGCGGAAAGGGUACCUCUUGAAGGAUGACGAUCCACAGGAUGUGGCCAACUCCACGAAAUCUCUGCCCAUUUCGCAGCUAAAGGCUUGGACGAAGGGGCGGGCAUGGGCCUUCACCGACUUCGAGCUGAAAGACACAGUGGGAAAAGGCACUUUCAGCCGCGUGCGCGUGGUGAAAAUGAAGUCAAGCCAAGAGAGGACUCCAAUGGUUCUGAAAAUCCUCCGCAAGGCCGACGUGAUCCGGCUUAAGCAGGUGGAGCAUGUGAAGGCGGAGAAGCAGAUCAUGUCAAUGGUCGAACACCCUUUCAUCGUCAACUUGCUGGGUGCCUUUCAGGAUGAAAGGCGACUCUUCAUGCUGCUGGAGUACGUGAAUGGUGGCGAGCUGUUUUCGUAUUUGCGCAGAGAAGGGCGUCUUCCAAACGACCAUGUUCGCUUCUAUUCCGGCGAGAUUCUGCUCGCCUUCGGGUACCUUCACAGUCUUCAUGUUGUUUACCGCGACCUGAAGCCAGAGAACGCGCUUCUGGACUUCGAAGGCCACAUCAAGCUGACGGACUUCGGUUUUGCCAAGGUUGUGGAAGAAAGAACCUGGACGCUGUGUGGGACGCCUGAGUACCUGGCUCCUGAGAUGAUCCAGUCAAAGGGUCAUGGAAAGGGAGUGGACUGGUGGGCUCUUGGCGUCCUGUUGUAUGAGAUGCUGGCAGGAUAUCCUCCUUUCUAUGACGAGAAUCCAUACGGCAUCUAUCAGAAGGUGCUGAAAGGCCACGUGGACUUCCCACGGCAUUUCGAUGUCAAAGCCAAGGACCUCAUACAACGGCUGCUGCAGCAGGACCGGACAAAGCGGCUGGGCUGCCUCAAGGCGGGCGUUGAAGAUGUGAAGAAGCACAAGUGGUACAAGGGCAUGGACUGGGACCUGCUCUUGACCCGCAGUGCCACACCACCAUUUCGUCCUCCUGUCCAAUCAGAAGAUGACACAUCCAUGUUUGACAGGUAUCCUGAAAGCACAGAGGCCUCCGCACCUGCAGUCUCGACGAAGGAGCAGGAAAGCUUCCAAGAAUUCGACACGACGAUCCUCGGAACUUGA
Molecule: messenger RNA, 1080 nt
Organism: Symbiodinium natans
Lineage: Eukaryota; Dinophyceae; Suessiales; Symbiodiniaceae
Source: the annotation of a GenBank genome assembly